This is a messenger RNA of Telopea speciosissima, 1100 nucleotides long. RefSeq names its product thioredoxin-like fold domain-containing protein MRL7L, chloroplastic. Gene Ontology annotation, biological process: regulation of DNA-templated transcription; chloroplast organization. Lineage: Eukaryota; Viridiplantae; Streptophyta; Magnoliopsida; Proteales; Proteaceae. The coding region runs from base 48 to 1094 and encodes 348 amino acids. The record is from RefSeq and is a predicted model, not a curated record. Gene Ontology annotation, cellular component: chloroplast stroma. The transcript is spliced from 6 exons.
CUCGUAUAUCUAUUGAUUGUCAGGUUAAUGCAUUUGUUAUUCCAGAUAUGGCCUUGCAAAUUUCACUGAGAUUACAACAUUUUCUUACGUCUCCAAAAGAAGGGUGCAUUUCUGUCUUUCCUUCUGCAUUCGCUGGAGCUGUUAUUGUCUUCAAACCAACGCAGAUGUCUUGUUCCUCUGUUUCUUCAUCGAGAUUCAACAAUUCUACGAUACCCUCUCUAAAGUUUUCCAACUUACCUCUGGUGGAGGGUAAUUGUAGGAGGAGAACGGGGUUGAGAGCUUCUAAAAUUGAAGAGAAAGUUGGUUCUGAUGGUGGGAAGAAAGAUAAGGAAGAUAAAUUCCGUGAUCAGGAUGAUGAAGAUGAACCGAUACUAAUGGAUGAAGAAGAAAGACGGGAAUGGAGAAAGAAAAUUAGGGAGGUGAUCGACAAGAACCCCGAUGUUGAAGAGGAGGAAGACCCAGUAGAAAGGAGAAAGAAAAUGGAGAAACUUCUAGCCGAUUACCCUCUAGUUGUGGAUGAGGAAGACCCUGACUGGCCAGAUGAUGCAGAUGGGUGGGGCUUCAACUUAGGUCAGUUCUUCAACAAUAUCACAAUCAAGAAUGUCAGGAAAGAUGAUGAUGAGAACUAUGAUAGCGACAAAGAAUUGGUUUGGCAAGAUGAUAAUUACAUUCGUCCAAUAAAAGACAUUACCACUAAGGAAUGGGAAGAAACUGUAUUCAAGGACAUCAGUCCUCUGGUCGUUCUGGUGCACAAUCGAUAUAAAAGACCCCGGGAGAAUGAAACAGUGCGGGGCGAAUUGGAGAAAGCAGUCCACGUCUUUUGGAACUCCAGGCUGCCUUCACCAAGGUGUAUUGCAGUUGAUGCUGUUGUUGAACUUGAUCUGGUCUCUGCUUUGAAAGUCUCUGAUUUUCCUGAGAUUAUCUUCACUAAAGCUGGGAAGAUAUUAUAUCGUGAGAAAGCAAUUCGAACAGCAGAUGAUUUGUCGAGGAUAAUGGCAUUCUUCUACUAUGGAGCAGCCAAGCCACCAUGCUUGAGUAAUUUUGGGGGAAGUCAAGAAGUUAUUCCCUCUGUACCAAGCAACAAGGAAUGCUGAACCAAG